ACCGGGAAGAGAAGCAAGAAGACAACCUUUGCUAAAACCGAACAUCAUCAUGAACACGUAUACUGCCCUCUUGCUGUUGGCAGCUAUUUGCUUUACCUUUGCAGCGGAAUGCCCUGCCGGCAGCGGUGAAGACACAUAUGCCUUUAAGGAGUUCAAGGGAGUCAAGGGAACGGUCGAACUCAACCUGAAACGGGGCAAAGACAAGACUCCCCCGGUCAUCGCGGUCGAGGUCAAAGGUGGCGAGGUCAAGGUCGAAGCCGAUGAGGGAGGUAAGAAAGUCGACGUCGGGAAGACCAAGGGCAAGGAUGGACACGUACACUUCUCAAAACCGACAGAAACAGACAAAUUAUACUUCACACCAGAGGGAACGGAAAACUUUGAAGUAUCUGUAUCCGUCUGCUACGAAUUCUAGAUGUCGCUGCGAUCGCUGGAAGGAGCUUCCGUAUCUCAGCCGCCGAUACCGAAAAUUAAAUUUUUCUCAGACGCCAUUGAUAGUUUAUGUAGUCUGAUGCCUCAUUUCAAAAUGGUGUGGUCCACUUUCGGUCGCAUCAAUAAUAUAUAGCACAUCCGUGGUCUCAGUGACGGUGAUUAUGUGAAUCGGCGGCUGAGUGACAGAGGUGGGAUAGAACGGGUGCGGUAUUCACAUCAUUGUCACAGUUCAAGUUGCUGACGAGUCAAAUAUAACCGCACCUCAGCCGAGUGCUCGGGAAUGACUGUGACAGCAUUUGGAUCCUCUAAUGCAUAUAGCCAUUGCAUUUUAUACAGUGAUUUCAGAAUGCAUCUCUGGAAGUGAACCACACAGUCUGCAGAAAAUGGCCUAGCUCGCUUUCAGUUUAGCCUAAAACCAUUAGGCCAUGCACACGGGGCGCCGAUUGGCCAAAGUAAUGUAAUGAUGAGUCGGCACGUGGGGAACUACUUUCGGUGCACUGAGGGGUCGUAGAAGAUCCAAAUGAUCACGAACAUUCCGGAGUGCUCGGUUUGGACCUUACUCGGGAAAGUACAUCUUUGUCAUUGGACAUAACCAUCUGUCUGUUCGGUUCACACCAUUGGCGAAAUAAAAUGUAGUGAUAUUCUUACU
Molecule: messenger RNA, 1078 nt
Organism: Lineus longissimus
Lineage: Eukaryota; Metazoa; Nemertea; Pilidiophora; Heteronemertea; Lineidae
Exons: 4
Coding region: 50-412 (120 amino acids)
Source: RefSeq, a predicted model, not a curated record